CACUCGUUUGUCUUCACUCACGUUCAUUUUCACAGGAUCCGUUGAUCGGACUCGACUCGAAAAAGCUGCAGGUUCAGCGAUCACAUAUACGCAGGGCGGCACAAUGCCCAACACUCUUUUCACCCCUUCGACUUUGCUCUCCCUCAUUCUCCUUUUCAGCCAUGUUGCCCACGGGUUCAACUGGCACAGCGCCGCCAACACUCUGGUCGUUGAACGACUGGAUCCCAUCGUGUCGCCUAACAGCGUCUCGAGCCACAUGCACCGUGUGAUCGGUGGCUCAGCUUUCGGCGCAGCGUACAACUACGCUGAUCAGGUCGCUUCCCAAUGUACGAGUUUCAUCGUCUCGGCAGACAAGUCGAAUUACUGGAUGCCAACCAUCUACUGGAUCAACUCUAAUGGUACAUUCACUCCGAUCCCUUCAACUCAUGAGCUUUACUACUUUCACAAUCAGAAUUCUCCUAAUGAGGUCGUCCAGCCCUUCCCAGAGGGAUUGAGAAUGAUCGCUGGAAGUCCCAUGGCCAAGUCGGCGGCCCCGGGAUACCUCGUCUCAAAGUUUCAUUGCAGGGUCAAUGCGAACGAGAACGACGACGUAUACUCGGACAACUUCAAUUACGAGCAGCCUUGUCCUAACGGUCUGACUGCUGAAAUCCAUUUCCCAUCGUGCUGGGAUGGGGUCAAUCUGUACCUGCCAGACUCGUCGCACAUGGCCUACCCUACCCAAGGGUCCUUCUUUGGUACCUGCCCUUGGUCUCACCCCAUCCGACUUCCCGGUAUCAUGAUUGAGCUCUUGGCCAAUACCUUCCUCGUGGCACCAUCGCCCAACACGACAUUUGCAGGCAACCUCGCAUGGGCUAAUGGAGACACGACAGGAUACGGUAUCCAUGGAGACUUUACAAACGGUUGGGAGACGGAGGUCCUUGCCGCGGCCCUCAACAGUUCAGCCUGUAACACUGGUGAUAUGGAAUGGACAGACUGUCCAGUCUUCCAACCUUAUCUUCAGAACUACAAUUCUGGAUGUCAACCCCAACAUGGAGUCAUGCUCGAGUCGUAUGGAAAUGCCGAUGGCGUCGCUAUCCCUUAUCUCCCAGGAUGUAAUCCUCUUUGGGGAGCCUCGGGCCCCAAGCCGACUUGCUCCACAAACCCACCUCAGCCAAAUGUCACUCCUCAGUUGGGUACGAACGGGCCUCUCGUCGCUGCUGCGCCUGCUGUGCAACCUCUGCCCAAGACUCCUGGUUGGAGCAACAUUGGUUGUAUUGCCGACGGAGAUAAUGUGGACGGAUUGUUGGACAACUCGACUCGAUUCUAUGACAGUAGUAUGACACAGGAAAUCUGCUUGGAUUCGUGUCUCCGAUCAGGGUACAAUUUCGGUGCGAUCGGAUAUGCCUGGGGCGAAUCUUGGGCCUGCACCUGCGGUUCGCAAGUCGACCCCAAUGCUUGGAUGUAUCAAGGCAUGUGCAAUAUGACUUGUCCCGGAAACAAGACCGAGAACUGUGGUGGUUCUGGAGCUCACUCGGUCUUCUACGCGCCACCCGGGACACCCAUCUCAGGCAGCUACACCACCGACCUCGGCUGUUAUCAAGAUCCUCAGAGCUCGUCCGCGCCAAACCUUGAGAGCACUUCCUCUUGGAACUAUACCAACUGGGACACUAUGACUCAGGAACUCUGCCUUCAAUCAUGUGCCAAUAGAGGAUAUGAUUGGGCAGGUAUCAAGAACGGAGCUACUUGUUUCUGUGGUUCUCAAUCAACUUUCUCACUCGGCGCUGGCAGCUGGGUCGGAUCCAACAUUUGCUCUGCCAAAUGUACUGGAAAUUCAACACAGUCUUGUGGAACUUGGAACGGAUUGAGCGUCUGGAACGUCACAACUUCAGGUUACACCAAAGCUGUUCCGAACAAACCUGCGGGUUACAUUGAAUGCUACUCGGAUGGUGGCGGAAAUGCCCUCAAUGGCCCUCGCUGGAACGACGGUUCGAACACCCCACAGAGAUGUCAGAUGGGUUGUGCAGAGCUUGGCUACUCUUACGCCUCGGUCUGGAACAGCAAUGUGUGCAUGUGCGGUAACACGUUUGACAAGGGCAGCUACUCUAGUCUUCCAGUCGGGAUGUGUUCAUCUACUUGUCCUGGAUCCAGCAAUGUCACCUGCGGUGGACCAGGUAAUGGUGAAAUCUACAGCACGAACGUCAUGGCCGCUGCUGUGGCUCAGGAGAAAGCGUCGAGGCCUGCCAAUUGGUUGGGUUGUUUCCCUAACAAUAACGGCAACUUCCCUUCGAACCUGACCUCGGGAAGCGGUUCACAAUCUCCUCAGAACUGUAUCGCAACUUGUAACGGUGCUGGAUACCCCUACGCAGCAGUCAACAAUGGAUGGCAAUGUCGAUGCUCCAAGACCAACCCCAGCGUUGGACUUUCACCUCAACCAGCCAGUAUCAUGUGCACGGUCGGAUGUAACGGCGCUUCGAACGAAAUGUGCGGUGGACCCAACAGUGUCGACCUUUAUGGACCGGCUGCUGGUUCAGUCGUCUCCAGCUCUUCUGUCGCUUCGAGCCUCGCUAGCAGUACGAUCAAAUCGUCUGCGUCUUCCGCCGCGACGUCCUCAACAUCCUCCAUCAAGACCACCCCAUUGAGCAGCGCGAUCAGCUCCAGUGUGAUCAGCAAGAGUACCAGCACAGCUGCCAGUAGCAGCACGACCAAGACCACAGUCGCCGCUUCUUCAGCCACUGUCAGCUCUGCAAAGGCUUCCGUUGCGUCCUCAUCCGCUGCAUUCCCAAAUACACCGGCCGCCAGUGCGUCAAAGUCAUCCACCAUGGCCUCCUCCGCUCGAUCUACAUCGGGUUCAUUAUCGUCGACCUCGGCAGCACGAUCAUCUUCGUCGAGCACGUCCACCAGGUCUACCACGUCUACCACGUCGACGACGUCUACGACGUCUACCGCUUCCUCGACCCGUGCAUCCUCGUCGACUACCUCGACCACCUCGACCAUUUCGACCACAGCACGCAGCUCGACAUCAUCUUCCCCAGCCUCCAGCUCGUCGUCCUCUGUGCCAGCUUCCAGUACCUCUACCGCUCCUACCACCGCCAUCACGUGUGCUGCCGACUUCCACAAUUUGAAUGGACCCAUGUACUACAGCAAUUUCAUGACCAAUGACGUGUGCGUGUUCUGGUGUAAGAACCAGAACCAAGCGUACGCCGCUACGCAAGGCACGGCGUGUAUCUGUGGAAACACCGCACCGGUUGUUCCUUCGACAAGAUGCGACUGGACAUGCUCUGGCAACUCGGCGCAAUCAUGUGGUGGACAAUACGCCGGCACCGUUUUCUCGACUGCGGACAGUGCAAACUUUGUCAAUCCCCAGGUUUCUCAGUACAAUGAUGGGUACCUCGGUUGUUGGUCCGAUUCGGGCUCGUCUAGACUGUUGUCCAACAUGGUCUCCUGGACGGGUACCAACACGGUCGAGUCAUGUCUCAAUCAAUGUCACAGUGCAGGCUAUCAAUUUGCGGCUAUGGAAAUUGGAUCUCAGUGCUGGUGCGGAAACGAUAUAAGCAAUAAAAUGUACAUGAAGCCCGACUCGGAAUGCUCGAUGACUUGUUCUGGAAACUCGGCUGAACAAUGUGGAGGAUCAUGGCGAGCUUCUCUUUACCAAGUCGGUCAACCGGGACCGAGUAAGCGACAGGUCGAGGAACCCGUUCGAGUCAAGAGGUCUUACCCUCCGCCGAUGAGGCGAUUUCGUUUCUAGUCUGCAUCUUGAUGAUGAUGCGACUUGAUCGCUUGUACACUAUACAUG
Molecule: messenger RNA, 3772 nt
Organism: Kockovaella imperatae
Lineage: Eukaryota; Fungi; Basidiomycota; Tremellomycetes; Tremellales; Cuniculitremaceae
Exons: 7
Coding region: 104-3724 (1206 amino acids)
Source: RefSeq, a predicted model, not a curated record